GCAAUGUAAAAUAAGACCAUCUUCGACAAAUUAGGAGGCUAAGCUAACAUUGACGCUGCUGUUGUCAAGUUUUAUCAAAAAGUGCUCUCUGAUCCAUCUGUCAGCCACUAUUUCAAAAACACAGACAUGAAGAAAUAAACAGAAAAUCAAUAAAAAUUCCUUACCAUGGCUUUUGGAGGACCCAACAACUAUAAAGGAAGAGUAACAAAUCCAUUUUAUAUCAUUAGGACAUGAAAGCUGGUCAUGCUGGUCUUGGAAUCACAACAGCCGCCUUCAAUACAAUUGUUAAGCACCUCGGUGAUACAUUGAAAGAAAUGGGAGUCCCAGCAGAAGUUAUUGCUGAAGCUGCUGCUGUUGCAGAAACCACUAGAGCAGACAUCGUUGAAAUCAAAUGAUUCAUAUCAAU
This is a messenger RNA of Paramecium octaurelia, 406 nucleotides long. The record is from the annotation of a GenBank genome assembly. Lineage: Eukaryota; Ciliophora; Oligohymenophorea; Peniculida; Parameciidae.